Molecule: messenger RNA, 961 nt
Organism: Bubalus bubalis (water buffalo)
Lineage: Eukaryota; Metazoa; Chordata; Mammalia; Artiodactyla; Bovidae
Gene: MRPL24
Product: mitochondrial ribosomal protein L24
Exons: 6
Coding region: 210-860 (216 amino acids)
Biological process (GO): translation
Cellular component (GO): mitochondrion; ribosome
Molecular function (GO): structural constituent of ribosome; RNA binding
Source: RefSeq, a predicted model, not a curated record
GCAUGCAGAGAGGCUAGAUUCGUUGUUGAGCGUCCAUUGUACAAUUAGACUACAUUUCCCAGAAAUCUGAGUGAUUGGGAUUGGGCGGGGCGUGGGUCCCACGUGCCUAUAGGACCCGCGGAGGCCAGUGGAUCAGCGGGAAGCUGAGAGCUGACUAGGAAGAUUUCUGGGUCUUUCGCUGGCCAGGGGACUUCUCACAGCUUCCAGCCAUGCGGCUCUCUGCUCUGCUGGCCUUGGCAUCUAAGGUCACCCUGCCUCCCAACUACCGCUAUGGGAUGAGCCGCCCAGGCUCAUUGGCAGAUAAGAAGAAGAACCCUCCAGGGACCAGGCGGCGCCGGGUGGCUGUGGAACCCAUCCCUGAGGAAGACUGGCAUCUGUUCUGUGGGGACAGGGUAGAGAUCCUAGAAGGCAAGGAUGCCGGGAAGCAAGGCAAAGUGGUUCAAGUUAUCCGGCAGCGAAACUGGGUGGUUGUCGAGGGACUGAAUACACAUUACCGCUAUGUUGGCAAGACUGUGGAUUUCCGGGGAACCAUGGUCCCCAGCGAAGCACCGUUGCUCCACAACCAAGUCAAACUCGUGGAUCCUAUGGACAGGAAAUCCACUGAAGUGGAGUGGAGAUUCACCGAGGCAGGAGAGCGAGUACGAGUGUCCACAAGAUCAGGAAGGAUCAUCCCAAAACCUGAUGUUCCCAGAGCUGAUGGCAUCGUCCCUGAAACAUGGAUUGAUGGCCCCAAAGACACAUCAGUGGAAGAUGCUCUAGAAAAAACCUAUGUGCCUCGUCUAAAGACAUUGGAGGAGGAGGUGAUGGAGGCGAUGGGGAUCCAGGAGACUCGGAGACACAAGAAAGUCUAUUGGUAUUGAGUCUGGGGGUGCCACUUCUCUCCUCGUCUUAGCCUUGAAGCUUGCGGCAACCUCUUCUUCAGAUGCUAAUAAAGAGCCUUGGGUCCUCUGUCUUCUGGUAA